AUCAGACAACUCUUGGUGUAAUUCUGAGAUCAAGAAAUCCGAAUGCGGUAAAUUUUUCUUUGUCACAAAUGAUGAAACACACACGAUCGUUUCGAAGCACAAAAUAAGCCUCGAAGUCAACAUGGAACAUGAAUGUGUCAUAAUUUCCCCUCUACCAGAUCAAAUUGACAAGAGAUGUAGAAAUGGGACUACACUUCAACUAGCAAUGCAAAAGACUGAUAUUGGCCUUUUACAGCCUGUCCCUUAUGAGGUUAAAUUAGCAGCAUUGAAUGCUAUGAUAACGUCAGGGGAAAGUUUAGAGCAAACCGGGUUGAGCUGGGUCAUUCGCGCAAAAGCCUAUGACAAAAAAUCUGAACUUAAAACUCAUAUUUCUAGACAUUUUGGUUUGCAUAGUUUUCUCUGUCCUGUUUGCGGACGACAUUUCUCUCAUUCCUCAAACUUGAAUCGCCACCUGAGAACACAUUCAGGUGCCAAACCCUACAAAUGCCAAGAUUGUGACAAAAGAUUCAGCCAAGCGAAUUCCCUACAUGCACACCAAGCGCACAUCCAUGUUGGUCAAAAUGAAAAACAACAUUGCUGUCCCUUGUGUGGUCGUCUUUACAAGACUUUGCAGUUACUGAAACGUCACUGCAAAGUAUAUCACCAAGCUGAGAAAAUCGACUUGGAUACCCCUUCUGCUGUUGUAGUAAAACGGAGAUUUUAUUGUUCAGAUUGUGGUGAAAGUUUUUCACUGAAGUCUCUGCUGAUGAAACAUAAAGAAAUAGAAAAAGGUGUGGUAUCACCAAAAGAGGCUCAGCCAAUAGAAGCGGUUACCUUAAAUGAAAAUCCAUGCGCUGAAAUUCAACUUUUGGAUGCCAUGGAUAGCAUUGAUUCGAUGUUGCGCGAGAUCCAGCAUGGGAAUAAUGUGCCUAUUAGUAUGGACCUAGUUCUCCCAAAGGUGACAGACACAGUAAGCCAAACUAUAGAAGACGUAAUAAGCAAAAUCAGCCAACUCGUUUGCUUCGAAUGUGGAAAACAAUUUCGUCGUUAUAUGAGUUACAAACAGCAUUGGGGUGUUCACGAAACCUCACUGAGAAAAUUUGAGUGUAAAGAAUGCGGCAUGGCGUUCGCUUGGAAAUCAACAUACGUGAAACACACAAUACAAUUCCAUUCUCCCGAGCCACGCACGAUUGUUUCAUGCAGCGAGCCAGAUUGCGAAAAGGAAUACAAAUCUCUGAGCCAGCUUCAAGAGCACAUCAAAAGAGAUCACCAUAUGAUUCGCAGGUUCACUUGUGAAGAAUGCAACAAACAGUUUUACAAAGCCCAUGAUCUAUUAGUUCAUAAAAGAACUCAUAGCAAGGACAAACCAUACAUGUGUGGAACUUGUGGCAAGUCCUUCUCGCAUGUAUCACAUGUUAUUCGCCAUGAAAAAUCCCACAAUAAUAUCCGACCACAUACUUGCCCUCUUUGUCGCAAAUCAUUCACGCAAGCAACGGUGCUCAGGGCUCAUAGGAGGACAAAAUGUCCAGAUCCCAUGAUCAACAUCAUUCCCAAUCAGGAGAACGGAAAACCAAUAACGUGACUUGUUUGUCUUAAUCUUCUGUCAACCAACCGGAUGAAGUUGUGAUGGCCGAUGUUUGGCCGCUAACCAAUAGCGGAGGCCCGGAGCGGAGGGGGAUAAACAAAAGUAUUUGCUACCAUGUCGCCUAUUUAAGAAUGCAUUUUAUUAAUAAGUGAAAAAAAAAUUUUAUGUUACACAUAUGAUGUUCUGUUGGACUAGCUUGAACUUAGUCCCUGAAACUGAGAGGUGAAGAGUCUGAGGACAGUAGACCUCUGUCUGAGAGUUACUGACAGACUUGUUGCAUUGUAUCAAUUUUAUUGCAACGUCGAGGAGUGAAUUAUUUCCAUGUUUACCUUUAGUUUAUCGUUAUUUUGUAGUCUUCUGCUACGAUCGUUUUUACAAAGGUUCCCCCUGGUUUCCGGGGGCGCUAAACUCAAAACUGUCCAUUGACCACCGGCUGACAUCAGGGACACCGGACACGGUGUUUCAAAGAGUCCCCCUGGAUAGGGUGGGUACAUUUUUUUAACCCUCGCCGGCAACUUUAUGUAGGGUAGAAGCACCUAAGUGCAGCAAUAUAUGGCAAAUUAUUUACUCAGAAAUAUAUCGGUGAUUUCAAUUAG
Daphnia magna is the source of this 2160-nucleotide messenger RNA. Its product is annotated as zinc finger protein 135. The transcript has 8 exons. The record is from RefSeq and is a predicted model, not a curated record. Lineage: Eukaryota; Metazoa; Arthropoda; Branchiopoda; Diplostraca; Daphniidae. Gene Ontology annotation, biological process: regulation of transcription by RNA polymerase II. Bases 122 to 1561 code for a protein of 479 amino acids. Gene Ontology annotation, molecular function: DNA-binding transcription factor activity; RNA polymerase II cis-regulatory region sequence-specific DNA binding.